Messenger RNA from Scedosporium apiospermum, 918 nucleotides. RefSeq lists its product as uncharacterized. NCBI's taxonomy places the organism in Eukaryota, Fungi, Ascomycota, Sordariomycetes, Microascales, Microascaceae. The transcript is spliced from 2 exons. The record is from RefSeq and is a predicted model, not a curated record. The coding region runs from base 1 to 918 and encodes 305 amino acids.
AUGGCCGCCCACGUUCGUGAAUCAGUCAAACAACUCGACAAGAACUCAUGGCUCAUCGGCGACAAGUCAAUUCUCCGUCGACGAUCCUCCCCUCCUGCUGAGUAUCUGUGGAAGGACAGCGACGGCUUCUGGUACUCUCUCUCUCACGCGACCUCGCCGCUGCCACCAGCUGGACCUCUACCCUCCGAUAGUCAUAUCCGCCAGGUCCACGACGCCGGAGAUGCAUCCGCGGUAUGGAGUUUCGGCGACGCCUUAGGAUGGCUUGCUAAGCAACAAAGUCUCAGCUUCGUUAUAGCCAAGGUUUUGCACUAUACCGAAGGGGAUGACAGGAGCUAUCUUUGGGUCACUCGCGUGCCGGGCCAAGUUCUCUCCGACGCUUGGCAGACGAUGGAUGAGGACGAGAAGCAGCACUAUGUUUGCCGCACUGUUGAUAUCUGCAAGGAGUUGUCAGCCUGGCGCUCCGAAGCUAUUACCGGAAUCGAUGGUGCAGAGUUUCCUGAUACAUGGUUAGAUCUGCUCCAUUCACCCCACAACUUCAAUCCGCAAGCCCUUCAAAAGCCUUGCAGCGAGUUGGGCAUGGACUGUUCGACGUUCUACUUUUGGCAUAGCGAUCUUGGGCCUUACAAUAUCGUUGUCAACUCAGGUGAGAAGGGCACCAUGGGAAUCAUCGAUUGGGAGAUGGCCGCGUUCGUUCCGCGGGCGUGGAUAAGAACGAAAGUUGGGGUUUCAUGGGCUAUGGACUUUGCAUGGCCGGAAGUGCAUGGGGAUGAUCCAUCUCUACGAGAAUGGAGAGAGCGAGUUGAGCAGAAGUUUGGAGAGGAAGGGUAUCCAGAAGUUAAAGCAGCUUGGAAGAAGUGGCUGAUGGACCAAUACUCCCCACCAACAGAAGCUAACGUCGGGAGCUUGGGAAAGACUUAG